AUGACAGUGAAGGAAAAUGGGCAUGCGGAGGUGGUGAUGAAGCCGAAAAAAGAGGCCGAUCGUGUGCCUGAGAAAAGCACGUUGCGGUGGACAAUGGGCUUGGUUGUGCGGCUAUGUAUCUGGUACACGCUACUCACUCCCUUUUUCCGAUGUCCUUCACGUCUUGCAGACUUGGACGGAACUUCACCUCGAGUCUGCCAGCCUUACCUGAUUGCUCGGUCGCAUGUGGAACCAUUCGUCACCCCAUACUAUGAUACCUAUGCGGCACCCUAUGUGGAUCAGGCACGGCCGUAUGUCGAGGUGUUCAAUCAUCAAGUCUACACCCCGGCAUCGAAAAUUGCCAAGUCGGGCUACGAGAAAUACGGUUCUCCCGCAUGGCAGCAAGCUCAGAGGUUCGGCGCGGCGCAAUGGAAAGCGCAGGUUACUCCAAGACUAGAGGCCGCUCACGGUAAGGCAAAUCAGCUCUACCUGACUGAGGUGGACCCCUACGUGCAGCGGGGUGUUGCUGUCGUGUCGCCUUACUACCAGAAAGCUCACACGGCGCUGCUUACGGUCUAUUGGGAUCAUUUCGUACCGAUGUACACCCGAUCCCAGCCCUUCAUCGGCAAGACCUAUUCUGCCAGUCAUGAAAUUUUGGUAACCCAUGUUAUGCCCGGUGCACGCUAUACCUGGUCCUCAGUGGUCUAUUUCGCAAACAGUUCGCUCUGGCCACAUUUAACAGGGCUCUACUCGGAACAGGUAGAGCCCCAGCUAGUCAAAAUUGGCCAGCGUCUGGCUAGCUAUAGGGAAGGAAAGCGAUUGCGUGCAGUUCUUGAAGAUACAGAGAGUUCAUCGGAGCAGCUUGUAUUUUCUACGGUGAGCACUGCGAAGGUUGAACCUCGCACUUCAACAAGCUCCAAAACCACUACCACUACAGCCACCGAAAUUGUCUCUGUACAGCCCACUUUGUCAGCCAUCGAACAAGCCCAGGCCGCGCGUGCCCGUAUCAACUCAGACCUUCAGAGAUGGCAAGAUAAAUUUGCCGUUGCAGCUGACAAGGGAAUUGAAGACCUCGAAGAUCGCAUCGAGGAAAUUGUCGCCGCGCUUAUUGCCAGCAGUGCGAACAGCCAUGGGCAGAGUCUGUCAAAUGCCCUUCAGACAGUGGCCACUGCACAGGUUUCUGUGAUCAAGCAGCGGAUCAAUGAGCUUGUCGAGCCACUCCCCGAAGAAGAUGCUCCCGAAGCCGAAGAGGCUGCCCGCGAUCAGCUUGUCACUGAUAUUCGAACUUCUGCGAUCUCAGUGCGUGAUCGUGCUCAUUCCCUCCGCGAGUGGUCUUUGGCAUUCGAUGACGAGCUGAUCCGCCGAGUUUCUGCCGCUGUGAACUCCACACUCGACAUCCUUGACAGCAUUCGUAGCUUGGGGUUGCAAGAGAUUGGUACUCGGUGGGCUUGGAUGGAUGAUGUCACCUACAAAGACUGGGCAAGAUACCACGCCCUCAAACUUCAACUGGAGGAUUGGCGCAACGAGAUCCGCAACAUUGGUAUGAACCACAAGUCGAUUGCAGGUGCUAGAUCUGUAGCCACUGGCAUCUUGGAUACUGCGAUGGAAGUCGCUGAAGAUACUGCCAAAGAGCUCGUGAGACUCAAGGAUGUCGGUCAUUGGAAGAUUGCCGCUCGUGAAAUUAGCGACAACUUUGAUACUCGAACUGAGCCUCCCCCUCCCAGACCCAAACCUGAGGAAGAGGGCCAGGAGGCUGAAGCAGCCGAAGAAACACCCACAACUGAGCACGACGAUAUAGUCUCUGGCGAACCUACAGACUCAACUACCUCUCCAGAUGAGAAAAUUACAGAGGAGCCCACGCUGAGUUCGAGCGAUUAUAUCUCAAACGAAAGUGAUGAGACCGAUGAACCAGUUGGAACCGAAUCGGAACGUGAACUUGACGAUGAAGGGAUUUUCUCACAUGAUACUGCGAACGAGUACAUCCACUCCUCCACCAGGCCUGCCUUCGGUGUUGCGGCUGCGCAUGUCGGAUCUCAACAAGAUCCCAUCCUUGAUGACGAAGAGCAGGAUACGUUCCACAACUUGGCAAGCAUGGCUAGUGACGCUUACGCCGAGGCAAACUCUGCUUUUGCCGAUUCAACCUCGCAGGCAAAGGUUCUCUACGACAUCGCGAAGUCCCAGGUAAUGGGCCAAAUGACUCAAACCAGCGCCCCCGCGCAGGACCAGCUUCUGUCUUCUAUUGAGUCCGCUUACUCCGGUGCUGUGAAAUAUGCGACUGAGGAGUGGGAAGCUCGUUUUGGUCUUGUCAGAGCAACGCCCACAAUUGCAGGGCCCUUGGCUCACAUCUCUUCCGUUGCAUCUUCCCGUCUCAGUGAAGGCCUGAGCCUCGCUUCUGAGCAUCUCGUGCCACAAACUGCUCCCGCAACUACAUCUGCUGGCUUUCCUCCUUUUGUUCUCGACGCACAGCGGCGGUACUACGAGGCUGUUGGUCUUGCCCACGAACACUACACUGCAUUUGUCUCUACUGCUUCCAAUGCAGUUUAUGGUACGCCUACCCCAACUGGCGCUCUGGAGUCUCUCUCCAGCCAGGCAUCUGAAAACUGGGAGAUGCUUGUCUCCAAGGCCAGCGAGCAGAUUUACGGCACACCGGCUCCAUAUCUGCAGCGCGUAGUGGGGGAUCAACUGCCGCAACUGGAGGCAAUCCAGGAUAUUGUCUCGGAGUUGCUUGUUGGUAAACAACCCUCGUUCACUGAGAGCAUUAUGAGCAAACUCCGCGUCGCCUAUGAGACUCCUUAUCCUGCGGCAGCAGUGUCCUCUGCAUCGAGCUACAUCAGUGGGACCUACGAAUCAGCCUCUUCCGCUGCGGAUGCCUUUAUCUCCGAAAUUCCUAGUGUGGAGGAUAUAAUGCAACAAGCAAACGACCAACUUAAUGCUGCCGUUGAGGCUGCCAGUGUUGGAAUUUACGGCACUCCUAAAGGUCCAUACGAAAAGGCCACCGAUGCUGCCACGGAGGCUUUCUCAACGGCUUCCGCUCAGAUCAGCGAUGCUAUCUAUGGCCACGAAUCCGGCUACAUCAACAUUGCUAAGGAGGCAAUCGAUGACAUCCGGUCCAAAGCCAGUGUCGCAAUCUACACCGAAGAGCCGGGUGUCAUGGAAAGCGCCACCAGCCGCCUUGCUGCUGCCGUUGAGAGCGCCCAGUCGCAACUGGUGGACCUCGCCUCUGGUGCAAGCAACGUUGCCUCCGAGGCUGCUGAGGCUGCUGCUUCUCAUGUGGAUGAGGCAACAAGCAGCGUCAAGGCUGCUAUCUCCUCUACACCCAAGGAUGAGCUGUAA
Molecule: messenger RNA, 3312 nt
Organism: Penicillium macrosclerotiorum
Lineage: Eukaryota; Fungi; Ascomycota; Eurotiomycetes; Eurotiales; Aspergillaceae
Exons: 3
Coding region: 1-3312 (1103 amino acids)
Biological process (GO): protein transport
Source: RefSeq, a predicted model, not a curated record